Aethina tumida (small hive beetle) is the source of this 2097-nucleotide messenger RNA. Its product is annotated as voltage-dependent calcium channel gamma-5 subunit. Gene Ontology annotation, biological process: transmission of nerve impulse; positive regulation of synaptic transmission, glutamatergic; postsynaptic neurotransmitter receptor diffusion trapping. The coding region runs from base 614 to 1891 and encodes 425 amino acids. The transcript has 6 exons. Gene Ontology annotation, cellular component: AMPA glutamate receptor complex; postsynaptic density membrane. Lineage: Eukaryota; Metazoa; Arthropoda; Insecta; Coleoptera; Nitidulidae. The record is from RefSeq and is a predicted model, not a curated record. Gene Ontology annotation, molecular function: voltage-gated calcium channel activity; channel regulator activity.
GAACUUUUGACGCGCUUGCGUUUCGCCUGGAUCCUGUUUACGUAGGACGAGACGUCGCGACGUUUCAGUUCCAGACCAGACGCCGACGCUCUACGUCCGACCCCUUCAGCGGUCCUGUGCACGUAAUUUAGCCGCUUUCCGGCCGUAGCCGUUUGUUGUUGUCAAUUCUGUGUGGAUCUGUCGUUAGAUUUUUGCUGUUGACAAUUUGAUGUUUUUUGCUUGUUGUUUCUUGUGCUGUUGAAAUUGUGAACCAGGAUUUUAUAUAAGGCCCGUGAAGGAAUGAAAUCCAACACUGCCACGCCCUUCGCUUUUUACCCGCAUAACAGAUAAAUCCACCCAAAUUAAUAAACGAUUUAAUAUUAUAUAAACUUUAAAAUACCAAUAUUGAUAAUAUCUAUUUAAAUAUAAAACUAGUCCAUUCGUCGCACGAACCGAACCCGAACCAUAUCAAUACCAGAACAAACAAAACAAUUUAAACCAACAAUAACGAAUGUUUAAAUAAACAGUGAUUGAUAAAAUGAUUGCUGGUAAUUCGUUGAACAAACAUCCAAAAUACGCGCACGAAACAGAGUAACACAAAUCAAAAAUUUGUUGGGCGGGAAUUAAUCGGAAAAUGCAGAGACCGGCGGCCAGGAACGCGGCAUCGACAUCGAACGAAAACCCCCUGGGUCCGAUGGAGAACACGCUGAGCUGCCUGUGGAUAGCCACCCCGGUCGCAGCCACCGUAUCCAUCGUCGUUGUGCUGGUGGCUAUGGUCACCAACCAGUGGUUGCACACCGAGGAAAAGAUGCACAAUCCGUCGUACAAUGGCACCGGCGACAAGGAUUACCUCGCCAAGAUGACCGUCUCCGGAUUGUGGAUGAUCUGCUUCACAAACCCGGGAGAUACAAUAUUUGAAUGCAACAAAGUGGAUUAUUUCUCAAAAGAAGAAUACAGUCCAGAUCCAAAUGAUUCAACAAUGGCAAUUCCAUAUACGGUGACGAAGACGGUAAUGUUCUUUGUAAUUGCCAGCCUAUUGUUGGUCUCUGGAUUCUGCUGCUGCGUUUUGGGACAGUGUGUUCGACAUAGGACACUUUACACUUUUGUAUCCGGAGUAAUUUUUAUAAUCACAGGUCUUGUGAUGCUAUUUGGCCUUAUUAUGUAUAUAUCGAUAUUUAAGUCGGAAAUAGGCAGCAAACUAAGACCAAGAUCACAACUGGAACCACCAGCCUUCGUAUAUUCAUAUGGCUACUCAUUUUUACUAUACGUGUUGGGCUUAAUAGCGACCCAGGCAACAGGAAUGUGCGCCAUAUUCCUGUUCAUAAGGAAAACUCAGUACGACUGGAACAGAAAGCAAUUGGACGAAGCGAAGAAGGGUAAACGACCGCCUCCUCCAGCAGUAAACUACAACCAUUACGAUGCAUCAAUGUAUUAUCCUUGUCGAAGACACCCUCAAGCUUACAUAAAUUCUAACAGCGCGAUUCACUUCCCUAGAAGUCCCAUGCAGAAACGGUACUACUUCAGUAAAGAGCCCAUGGAAGAAUCACCGUGUAGCAUCCACAGAACAAUGAGAUCCCCUGCUAAAGAUUCAACAUACUAUGACUUUCCUCCGCCACCCACCAUCAGCUAUCAGUUCGAUGAGCACUUCAACCGCGAAUAUUUGAGAAACCUACCCAGAGAUAUAACGACAAACACCGUUUCGACAACGGCGGACGUGAAUUGUGACGAGUUUUUAAGUGAACCCUUCGACGAUUACUCACCCGGUGUGCAACACGAACACGAAUUUGUUACUUUCGAUCUUGAUCAGCCCAUACCGAUACGCGCCCAAAGUAUCGUCUCCAUCAACUCCAGAAAUGGCACCCUACGUAAAUCCUUCGACACGGACACUUUAAGAAGGACUACCCCGGUGUGAGUGCCGUUACCACGUUAAAACUAUAUCAAUAUCGUCUAAAAUUUUGGUGCCAAAUGAUUCCCGAACAUAUUAAUUGUUUAAAAUAUUUGAACGAUUUGUUGAAAAGUGUUGACGUUCACGUGAAAAAUGUUAUACUACGGAAAAAUGCAAUUAUAUCAUAGGAAUAUUGUAAAAUAAAUUUAUUAUCUCCACACAAUGGUCCUUUU